AUGGGGAGUUUAUUGGCUAACACCGGGCAGCUUGAAAAACUAACUGUCGAAAUACAUCCCAAGAACGCCAAUGAUAUGAAGGACUGUAAAGAAUACGAACCUACAUUCAUUCAAAAGCUCAUACGACGAUGUAAACAUCUCAAGUAUAAAAUUGAUGUGAAGUAUCCGGAUGAAAACGUUCCGUCCAGCAGUAUGCAGUGUGCCGAGGAGGAGCGUGGCCGUAAAGGCGUGGUCGAAGAGCCUAUCAAUGAAAAGCUUCACCCCGAUGAAUGGAUCGCCAAGCUCAGGCCCCUGCAGAAUUUCGUUGCCAACGUUCUAAAUCCUCGCCCUGUAGUGAAGAUAGCUUUACUAGACGAUGGUGCUAAGCUGAAUCAUCUCGACGGCAAGCAGAAGGGCAUGAGUUUCCGCCCUGACAAUGUCCAAUGGUGGGUAGGCCCAUGCUCACAUGGAACGGAGAUGGCACACUGCAUCCGGAAAAUCUGUCCCGGAGCCGAGCUGUACAUUGCUCGGCUAGAUGACUCCAGGAAAAACGAGCCAGAGAAAUUCACGAUAAAGUCUGCCUUGGAGGCCCUAAAAUGGGCGCUGGCGUGGGAUGUUGAUAUUAUAUCGAUAAGUUGGUCAUUUAAAAAGGCUGUUGAGGGCGAGAAAGACGAGUAUGAGAAAGAGUUUACCAAGCUUGUAGAAAGUCUCUUGGGCUCUAAAGAAAGUCAUGUUUGGUUCUCUUCCCGAUAA
Molecule: messenger RNA, 732 nt
Organism: Daldinia childiae
Lineage: Eukaryota; Fungi; Ascomycota; Sordariomycetes; Xylariales; Hypoxylaceae
Exons: 4
Coding region: 1-732 (243 amino acids)
Biological process (GO): proteolysis
Molecular function (GO): serine-type endopeptidase activity
Source: RefSeq, a predicted model, not a curated record